AUGAUUGACGUCGAGACGGAGCGAAAGCUCGCUCGCACGCUGCUGAUGGAGUUGAUGUUUGCCUCUCCUGUGCGAUGGAUCGAAACCCAAGAUGUGAUUUUGUCUCGUACGGAAGGCGAGCGCAUCAUUGAGGUUGGCCCCAGUGCAACGCUGCUGGGUAUGUUUCGCAAAACCAUCGACACGAUUUAUCCAACGCAAGAAUGCGCUUUGCCGGCUCCGCGACAGCUCCUCCAUUCCGAGAAGAACACAGACGAUAUAUACUACAGGGGUGUGCCUGAUCAGACUGAGUCACUCCAGACCGAGCCGCAGACACAAACGACGACACAAUCGCAACCAGCACCUGCUGAUUCAGCUCCCAAGGUCACUGUGGAGGUGACAACCACAGCUUUGCCGACACCAAGGGUGCAUGUUGAAGUUGUGAACAUUGAGGAUCAGAAUGUUCAAGCCCGGGAUAUUAUAUUCGCCAUUGUUGGCAGGGCAUUGAAGCGAGCGGCAUCUGAAAUCGACGGGAGCAAGUCCAUCAAAGCUUUAGCCGAAGGCAGAUCGACUCUAGAAAAUGAAAUUAUCGGCGACCUGCACGCCGAAUUCGGUACGUUGCCGGAGCGUGCAGAGGACCUUCCUCUCGGCCAAGUUGGACCAGAAGUCCAGUCCAGCCACAAGGGUUCUCUGGGCAAGGUAACCACUGCUAUGAUAAACAGCCUCUUCACCACAAAAAUGCCCAGUAGCUUCACUGCAGCGACUGCACGAGAACAGCUGCAAGCGCAAUGGGGACUGCAAUCAGGUCGCCAAGAUGCGUGUUUGCUCUGCGCGGUCGCAUCUCAACCCACAAGUCGCAUUUCCACUGAGUCCGAAGCGCGUAAUUUUAUUUCCAAUGCCGCUCAGACAUAUGCGAAAAGAGAGGGGUUGACUCUGAUCCAACCCAGUUCAUCGGAUGUCGUCGGUACAGGAAGUGGUGUCAUGAUGGAUCCGGAAGCGGUCCGAGCCGUUACCGAGUCCCAAGAAAACCUAUCAAAACGCUUGCUCGAGACUUAUGCCAAGCAUUUGGGUAUCGAUCUGGAAGCAGAUCGACAGGCGCUAGAGACUUUGCGUGAAGAUGUCGUUACUGGAUUGCAGGCUGAUCUCGAUGUCUGGCAUACAGAGCAUGGGUCGGACUACGGAAACGGUAUUCGACCACGCUUUGAUGCUAAAAAAAUUCGAAGCUAUGACUCUUCUUGGAAUUGGGCGCGUCAGAGCCUACUCGAGCUCUUUGAGUACACUUCAAGCGUCGAAAAUGCUGCGCUGGAUCACGACGCGGUAGCGAAGCGGUGCUAUCAUAUCGCCAACGCCGCCGACCAGACUAUUUUGCCUAUGUUGGACGAGAUGGUUUUCCGAAUGCAAGAUAGCGCUCUCUCACAACCGAUCUUUGAAACUUUGAAGAACAAUUGCGAGAAUAACUUGCGGUCGGGACCAGCAUUCAAGGGGUCACCCCGGCAGCUGGCGCCCCUCACAAUCAUCGAUAAUCAGGGUAAUCUUCAGUACAAGGAAAGCCCUCGGCAAAAUUCGGCACGCUUUGCUGACCUCUCUCUUCCACGGUCGGCACUCGAAAAUAACCCUUUGGUUAGCACCGAACCAUACCUCCAUCUGAAACAGCGAACGACUUCUGGAUGGGAAUAUUCCGAGGACCUUACUCGCAAUCUCUACCGGGUUUUCCACGAUGUCGAGACACAAGGCGACUCUUUCAGUGGUCAAACAGUUUUGAUCACAGGUGCUGGCAUCGGAUCCAUCGGAGCCGCCAUGAUUGUUCAUUUCCUCCAAGGCGGAGCUCGAGUGCUUGUCACGACCUCUUCCAUGUCCCCGCAAGUAGCAGCCAAAUACCAAGCCUUGUACAUGGAGCACGGAGCACGGGGGUCCCAGCUUGUUGUUGUGCCGUUCAAUCAAGGAAGUGCGCAAGAUGUUGCCGCUUUGAUAGAACAUGUGUACGAUGAGAAGAAUGGACUGGGAUGGGAUUUGGAUUAUCUCAUCCCCUUUGCUGCUAUCAGUGAAGCUGGCCGGACUCUGGAUUCGAUUGAUUCCAAAUCAGAACUAGCACAUCGAAUCAUGUUGACCAACCUGUUGCGAUUGCUGGGCACAGUGAAGAAUCACAAAGAGUCCCACGGUCACCGCACCCAUCCCACCCAGGUGGUGUUACCGCUAUCCCCCAAUCAUGGCACAUUCGGAGGUGAUGGUCUCUAUAGUGAAUCGAAAGUAGCUCUGGAGACACUUUUCAACCGCUGGCAUUCAGAGAACUGGCAAGAUUACCUCUCCAUUUGCGGAGCAGUGAUCGGAUGGACCCGCGGCACAGGAUUGAUGAACCAGAAUGAUCUUGUGGCCGAAGGGAUUGAAAAGUCUGGGAUGCGCACCUUUUCUCAGGAAGAGAUGGCGUAUUCGCUAGUUUGUUUGUGCGUUGGGGCUAUGUACGAGCUUUGCCAGGAAGCACCAGUCUAUGCUGAUCUGACAGGUGGAAUGGCCCAGGUCGCCAACUUGCCAGAGGCUUUGGGAGAACUGCGGCGCGAAAUGAAAGAGGAUAGCGAUAUCCAAGCUGCUUUGUUCCAGGAAGAUAAGAUUGAGGCUGAGGGCUCGAGCCCGAAACAACAAGCCACAUCCGUCUCCGAGUUGGAAGAAAGGGCCCACGUCAGGCUUGACUUCCCCCAGGUACUCGACUAUGACCGUGAUAUUGCCCCCUUGGGGAUGGUGGACCUGCACCGAACGGUUGUCGUGACUGGGUUUGCCGAACUUGGACCCCACGGGAAUGCCCGGACACGAUGGGAGAUGGAAGCAUAUGGAAAGUUUUCACUGGAGGGAGCCAUCGAAAUGGCCUGGUUGAUGGGCUUCAUUCGACACUUCUCUGGUACUAUCGACGGCCAGCCGUACUCUGGCUGGGUUGACAGCAAAACCAAACAACCGGUGGCUGACACCGCGGUUAAACCAAAUUAUGAAGAGGAGAUUCUGGCCCAUUCUGGAAUUCGCUUUAUCGAGCCUGAGCUUUGUGGCGGAUACGAUCCGAACAAGAAGCAAUUCCUGCAUGAGAUCGUUUUGGAGGCAGACCUCGAGCCCCUUUGCGUACCUGAGGCUCUUGCUGAACAAAUGCGUCUGGAGCAUGGCGCCUGCGUGACGGUGCAACAAGCGUCAACUCCAGACCUGUAUCAAGUGCAGCUGCGAAAGGGAGCUCGGCUAUUUGUUCCGCGUGCUAUGCAGUUUGAUCGUACUGUCGCCGGCCUUAUCCCUACUGGCUGGGAUCCUCGAACCUAUGGGUUGCCUGAUCAAAUCAUUUCCGAAGUGGACCGAUUGACGCUAUUCACGCUCGUUUGCACAGUCGAAGCAUUGCUCUCAUCUGGAAUUACUGACCCAUAUGAGCUCUAUCAAUAUAUCCAUGUUUCUGAGGUCGGCAAUUGUGUCGGCUCUGGUAUGGGAGGUAGUACCUCUCUAGGCAAGAUGUUCAACGACCGAAUGGCAGGGAAAGAAGUCCAAAGCGACAUCCUUCAGGAGACCUUUGUCAAUACUAUCAGUGCCUGGGUCAACAUGCUCCUCCUGUCAGCUAGUGGACCCAUCCGAACACCCGUUGGGGCCUGUGCGACAUCUGUCGAAUCUAUAGAACUUGGUUAUGACACAAUUGUGACAGGAAAAGCCAAGUUCUGUCUGGUGGGAGGGUCUGAUGAUUUUACCCCUGAGAUUUCAUAUGAGUUUGCCAGCAUGAAAGCGACCAGCAACUCACUUGAUGAGACUGCACGGGGACGGUCGCCCAGUGAAAUGUCGCGACCGACCACCACUACCCGCAACGGUUUCAUGGAAUCGCAAGGCUGUGGACUGCAAGUCCUGACUACUGCCGAUUUGGCGUUGAAAAUGGGACUUCCGAUUCGUGGCAUCGUUGCUUUUGUGAGUACAUCGAGUGACAAGGCCAGUCGCUCGGUCCCGGCCCCUGGACAGGGUGUGCUUGUCAACGCUAGACGAUCGGCGUCGAAUGUUGCUUCUCCUCUGUUGAAAGUAGCCAAUCGUCGGCGUCGCCUCGAUUUCCGACGCAGGCAGAUCGCCGAAUCCCGUGCAGUCGCGAUCGAGCAGCUGGACUUCGAAGUGGAGACCGUGUUGGAGCAAGAUCCGACAGUUGAUGUAGUUGCGUAUCGCCAGGAACGCCACGCACAGAUUCAGGUCGAGUUUGAUCAAGAAGAGCGAAAUGCCCAAUACGCGUUGGGCAAUGAAUUCUGGCGCCAUGAUUCAUCAAUCGCACCGCUCACAGGUGCUCUCGCCACUUGGGGGUUAACCAUCGAUGACUUGCAAGUCGCUUCAUUCCACGGAACCUCAACGGUGAUGAACGACAAAAAUGAGUCCAGCGUCCUUCAGCAGCAACUCACCGCGCUGGGGCGACGCAAAGGCAAUGUCCUUCUGGGUGUGUUCCAGAAAUAUUUGACUGGUCACUCCAAGGGUGCUGCCGGUGCAUGGAUGGUCAACGGGGCAUUGCAGAUGCUGGAUUCCGGGCUGGUUCCAGGCAAUCGCAAUGCCGAUAAUGUCGACUCGGCGCUGCAGAAAUUCGAUCUCAUUGCCUAUCUGAACCGACCGGUGCAUGUACCCGAUCUAAAAGCUGUGUCCAUCACCUCAUUCGGCUUUGGUCAAAAAGGCGCCCAAGCCAUCUGCGUGCACCCCCGGCAUGUCUUUGCCACCUUGACGCGUCAAGAGUACGACGCGUAUAUCGCUCUCCGCAUGUCUCGCCAACGGCGGGCUGAUGCAUAUUUCUAUGAGGGGAUGAGCUCUAACUCGUUGUUCCGGGCCAAAACAGCACCCCCAUUCCCGACCUCGAAGGAUAAUGAGACAUACCUCAACGCGUCUGCGCGUUUUGCUUCUUGA
Penicillium brevicompactum is the source of this 4854-nucleotide messenger RNA. RefSeq lists its product as uncharacterized. The coding region runs from base 1 to 4854 and encodes 1617 amino acids. The transcript has 4 exons. NCBI's taxonomy places the organism in Eukaryota, Fungi, Ascomycota, Eurotiomycetes, Eurotiales, Aspergillaceae. The record is from RefSeq and is a predicted model, not a curated record. Gene Ontology annotation, biological process: long-chain fatty acid biosynthetic process. Gene Ontology annotation, cellular component: fatty acid synthase complex. Gene Ontology annotation, molecular function: 3-oxoacyl-[acyl-carrier-protein] synthase activity; fatty acid synthase activity; holo-[acyl-carrier-protein] synthase activity.